Molecule: messenger RNA, 552 nt
Organism: Paraglomus occultum
Lineage: Eukaryota; Fungi; Glomeromycota; Glomeromycetes; Paraglomerales; Paraglomeraceae
Source: the annotation of a GenBank genome assembly
AUGAGCUACGAAUUCAUUGAAUGGGUAAUGCAAACGAGUAUAAAGAUUCACAACAUUCAGGGAAGGGAUAAUAGCUUUCAAAUUCUACCAAUAACGGAGAUUCGUCUUCGUUUAUCAACUUCGAUUGCGCAAUUUGAUCAAUUGAGGGGCCGAAGUGGACGACAAGGAGAUCCCGGCGAAAGCAGGUUUUAUGUUUCCCUGGAAGACGAGUUAAUCAAGAAUUUUGGGUUUAAAGAGCAAGUAGGAAAAAUUUUCAGUCAAAAGCAACUAAAAGAACCUUUUCACCUUGGUGUCUUUGAGGAGUUUUCAUUUUUCAUCUCGAUCACAAGCAGUGCUAAAUCUCCUCGACUAUUGCUCUCCACAAUCGCGGCCACGUUUACAGUCAGACAACAAUUAUCAAUAUUAUCGAUAGACCUAAUCGAAAACGUUACAUUCAUGUCUUUUCCUUAUGGAAUUUUCAGUCUAGGAUCCUACCUGAUUAAAUCAAACUUGAAAUUAACUAUUGUCGACCUCAUGGUCCAAUCCUUGACAAUUGAGAAUGCAGAAUUGGCG